AUGCAAAGCCAACAGCGCAUUGAUGCGUUAGACGACGAAACUGUUGCGCUCCUGUCCCAGUAUCACAGUGAGCUUGAGCGUCUUUCAGACCUUGAAACGUACAACACCAAUAUGCGCAAGAUGCGUGCCAGCCAGGAACUCGAAAAAGAGCGACUCAGCGCAGAACUGACUGAAGUCGAAGUUGUGCGGCGCGAGUUGUUUCCAUUGAUGGUUGAAAUGAUUGACCUGCUGGAUCGGUUCAUUGAAUUAGACCAGCCGCUCCUGCUUGUGGAACGAAAAGCUCGAUUAGCCGCAUUACGCGAAAACCUGAAUCGGUCAAACGUUACGCUGGGCGAAAAAUAUCGCCGGGUUAUUGAGGCCUACCAGAUAGAAGCUGAAUAUGGUCGCAGCAUUGAGGCUUAUGAAGGUUCUCUGACGCUCGAUGGUCGCGACCUCACGGUCGAUUUCCUGCGUGUUGGCAGACUGGCUUUGUAUUACAUAAGCCUUGACGGCAGCGAGGCUGGUUUGUGGGACCCAGCGGAAAAACAGUGGCACGACCUUGAUGAAGAAUAUUUGUCUUUACUGGAUUUUGCGCUUCGGGUUGCGCGUAAACAGGCGUUCAAGGGUUUUGCUCUCCUGCAGGUUUUCCUGUUUACGCUGGCCACCUAUGGGGCGGAGUCUGCAAGUCAGGAAGCCCAGGCCCAGCCUGAGACCCUGGCCGAACUUGUGCGUAGUGUGCGGGACAAAACCGCACGCAAUCAGACCAGGCUGGCUGAGCGUGAGCAACGGUUUAUUGCCGCUCGGAAUGAGCGUGCGCAGCUUCUACGGGAUGUCAGGCAACGGCGACAGGCUGCCGAAAACGAAGCCGAUAGAUUGCGCGCUGAGUUUGAAACCGGUGAGGAAGAGCUUGCAGACCUGGAAACAAAGCUGGAUGAAAAUGCCGGCGAUCUGCGGGAAGUUUUCUCUGUUGUAAGGCAGGUAGCGGGUGACGUUGCACCUAUAUUGCAGAACUCUUUAGUCGCUGCACAAAUGGGUCAGCGCAGCGAGCUGGUUGAGCGACUGGCCUCGGGUGAACGCAACCCGACGUCUGCCGAACUUCGCGAGCUCUGGCUGACACUUCUGGAUGAGAUGGAAAAAAGCGGCCACGUUGCGCGUUUUGAAACCGAAGUCAUUACCGCCACCGGCGAAGAAGUGAUGAAACAGGUCACGCGUAUCGGGACGUUUACAGCAUUGGCGGAUGGUCAAUAUUUAAGGUUCCUGCCAGACAGUGGCAAACUGCUGGCACUUGCGCGUCAACCCGCAGGGACAAGUGCCGGCGAGGCGUUAAAAUUUGAACAAGCACAACAACCCCUGACUUCGGUUGCCAUAGAUCCGUCGCGAGGCUCCAUUUUAGCCCUGAUUGUGCAGACACCAGAGAUGUCAGAACGCAUAAAACAGGGUGGUGUCAUCGGUUAUCUCAUACUUCUGAUCGGAGCAAUCGGUGUCGCGUUGGGGGCCUAUCGACUGGCGGCCAUCCUGCUUACUCAGCGCAAAGUACGCAGGGAGCAAAGCGAUCCAGCGCGGGAUGACGGACAUACCAUCGCCACCUUACGAAAAGUCGCCCAGGAUGACGCUUAUCAGCUUGAUGCCAGUGCGUUAUCGGCAAAACUGGAUGAGGUGGUUGCCGGAGCUGCUGAACGACUCAAUAGGGGCUUACCUACGCUGGCGAUCAUUGCGGCUGUCAGUCCUCUGUUGGGGCUGCUCGGAACGGUGACCGGCAUGAUCGAAACCUUUCAGGUCAUCACCCUGUUUGGCGCUGGCGAUCCAAGACUCAUGUCGGGAGGUAUCUCUCAGGCACUGAUUACCACGCAAUUGGGAUUGGCCGUUGCUAUCCCUCUGCUGUUGCUGCACAGCUUCCUGCAGGGCCGGGCAAACAUGCUCAUAACCUUGUUGGAUCAAACGGCAACCAAUCUGUUUGCUACCCAGCGCGGCGCCCGGGUACUCACAGCCAUUCUUCCACUGCUUGGUCUGCUGGGUACAGUGAUUGGCAUGAUCAAGACCUUCGAGGUUAUGACCGCCUUUGGAUCCGGCAAUGUGCGCGGCAUGGCAGAAGGCAUAUCCCAGGCGCUGAUCACCACAAUGGCUGGUUUGAUGACGGCGCUGGCAGGUAUGUACUUCGCGAGUGAUCUCGACAAUCGUAUUGAUCGUGAGACUGAACACCUCAGUCAGGUCCUUAACACCGAAGGCGGAAACGCGGCGAUUAAUCUAACGCCGCUGAUCGACAUGGUUUUCAUUCUGCUGAUAUUUUUUGCGGUCAAUUCCACGUUUGUCAAAUUGCCGGGCGUAGAGAUUGAUCAACCCAGCGCCAAAUCGACCACAGUGCAAAAGGCAGCGACCAUUCUGAUUGCGGUCACCGACGUUGGCGACAUCUGGAUCGACAAGAAAAAGAUCGACAUACGUCGAGUCCGUGGUGUGAUUGAACAGAUGUUCCUGGAGAGCCCUGAUGCUUCAGUGGUGGUUCUGUCGGAUCAGGAUUCACGUACUGGACUUGUCGUGGAGGUCAUCGAUCAGGCACGACUGGCAGGAGCAAGCAAGGUUGCCAUCGCCGCUGCGGAAGCAUAUGCGGCUAUCGGGCUGCUGGCGAUUGCUAUUAACAUCAUCCUCUACAUCACCAUGGAGAACAUGAUCUCCAGAGAUCGCGUACGUCUGUUCGACGCGGUGGACGCACAAACCAUCGAUUUUGUCCGUGCUGAUCUGGAGAAUGAAACAAAAAUUAAAGAUCGUCGACGCAAGCCGCCACCAAAACCCCAGGAGAUCAAGCGCCCACAGGCGCGUAUGGAUCCGAACAUUGCAGCAGAGGCCACAGAACUGCCAACUACUGCUGCGAUGAUGAACAUCACCAGUUUCCUUGCAGAUGGGGGUGGGGUUGCGCUGGGCGCUCAACUGGUCCAAGGCAGUGGCGAUUCCAUGAUGGAUAUCAUGAUGGCCAGUGAGUUGACGGCACUCAGUCGCUUACCGCCGCAAUAUCCCCCUUCUGCGCUAAUGCGCGAACAGGAAGGCUAUGUCGACGUGUUAUUUGAAGUUGCGACGGAUGGGUCUGUACACAACGCGGUAGUCAUCGAAGCCAAUCCAACGCGGGUUUUCGAACGCGCGGCGCUGGCAGCGGUAUCCCGCUGGCGUUUCCAACCCGUUGUUCGCGAAGGUCGUCCGGUUUCUGUCCGCGCACGGGUACAUGUCGAGUUCAAUCUGCCGCCGCUGGAGGACUAG
This is a messenger RNA of Symbiodinium pilosum, 3225 nucleotides long. NCBI's taxonomy places the organism in Eukaryota, Dinophyceae, Suessiales, Symbiodiniaceae. The record is from the annotation of a GenBank genome assembly.